UUACGUAUGUUGCUGUAUGUAUGCAUUGGUACGUGCGUGUGUGUGUGUGUGCGUACACAGAACCGACGUGCCCUCCAAACAGCGUCUACGUCGAGCGCAUGUCCGCCUGCCCGUCCACCUGCGGGGACUUGGCCGCUUCUUCGAACUGCGAGCUUCCCGACGUGGAGGGCUGCCAGUGCAUGCCCGGGUUCGUGAUGAGCGGCUUCGACUGCAUCCCCUUCACCCAGUGCGGCUGCCUCUAUGAGAAGUCCUAUCACGAGGUUGGGGAACAGUUCUACACAUCCGCCUGUCAACAGUCGUGCAAAUGUCUGAAAACAGAGACGUUGGUGUGCAACAGAUAUAGUUGUAGUGAAGAGGAAGUGUGCACCAUCAGCAAUUUCACCAUCGGCUGUUUCUCCACCGAUCCAUGCGCAUCAUCCCCUUGUCAGAAUGGAGGCACCUGCACAAUGGCCGGCAUUGAGUACGAGUGCACCUGUCCUCCCAACUACAAUGGAACGAACUGUGAAAUUUCACUGGACCCGUGUGCGUCAAACCCCUGCCAGAAUGGAGGAACCUGCAUGGCAACGAAUGACAAAUUUGAGUGCAAAUGUCCAGCAACGCACAACGGGGCCCUCUGCGAGAUUCUGGUGGACCUGUGCGCUUCGAAUCCUUGCAAGAAUGGAGGCACGUGUACAGUAGAGGAUGGCGUGCUUGUGUGCCAGUGUCCUUCCUCCUACACUGGAAAAUACUGCGAGAAAAAAGAUAAUACCAUCACCAUCGUCAUCGCUGUGGUUUGCUCUGUUGGAGGAGUUUUGAUCAUUGCCGUCAUUGUUUUCGUCGUCUACAAAAGAAAACGAUCCAGGGGAAAGCCACACCAUUCUGAGCUUGAGAAUGAUUCAAGCGAAUCGGAAAAAGACGACGUUGCAUUUGAUCAUGUUUACUACAAUGAAGACGGGGAUACUCAUGACUAUGAAAUAAACGAUCCUGGGAAAGAUGAAAUGACUGAGGGAAUCCCCUUGGACGUUUCAAGUGUUGAUUUGGCUCAAUCUAGCUCGGCAGGAUUGUCUGUAAACGAUACUUUAUCUGACACGAAUUUGGGUACGAAUGAAUGCUUGUUUUCAACAGAGUUGUAGUUCGUAUGAGUCUGUAAUUGGAUAGACCAAAUACACGUUUAACACUAAACAGCAGAAUGGCAAUACACAAGUUCUAAUGGUGACUCGGAAGGUCUGUUCCAAUCAUUAAGUUCAUAUAUUAUUUUCAAUGUAAAUACAAUUGUCCGAGCACAAAUGUAUACAAAAUUUUAAGUCUGACACAACUGGAAUAUUUGUUUGCAUUUCUGUUGCACUGUUGCAUUGAAAAUAUAAGCACACCUUUUAUCAUCCAAUAUGUGCCUUCUGUUUUAAAUGCCUUACAAUGUGUGAUGAAUUAGAUACUAUUAAAAUUAGGUUUUUAGUAAAAAGUCAAAAGCAAUAUAAUUCAUAUUCUUUGGGUCUUUCGGUAAAGCUACAUAGAUAGAAAAAAUAAUAAAAAAAUAUCACGACGUUUCGAUCGAAACACAAGCAAUCAUCAUCAUGUGAAAAGAUAGUGGGAGAGCU
Molecule: messenger RNA, 1574 nt
Organism: Petromyzon marinus (sea lamprey)
Lineage: Eukaryota; Metazoa; Chordata; Hyperoartia; Petromyzontiformes; Petromyzontidae
Product: zonadhesin-like
Cellular component (GO): extracellular matrix
Molecular function (GO): calcium ion binding
Source: RefSeq, a predicted model, not a curated record